UAUGUAUAAAAAGCAAGUGUUGAAAUACUUUCUUCCCAAACUGGGUCAAGUAUCUCAAUGUGAGAAUCUGUGAGGAGAUUAAUUCCAAGGCAAAGAUAAGCUUCGGAAUAUGAUGGCAUCACAUCUCGGAGCCAGUCCAGCCAGUUCCAGGAGAGUACACUGUGGACCUCUCUCGCUGCCCAGUGGUGGUGCUCCUGACUCUCCACAGCUGCCAUGCGCCAUCAUCAAUGGCAUGAAUGGGGUCGCUGGCACCAAACCAUACCAUCUCCCUGCAGUCGGGGGGGUCGCACACUCGGAUCAUGGAUACCUCUGCCCAGGCUCAACAGUCAACCUGGUGGAGAACAUGGAUAAGUUUGAGAUUGACACGCAUUCAGCUGUGGCCUGGGCUUUUGCCAGACUGGACAAUUCCAAUGUACCUCAAUGGAGAGAGCUGGGUGCAAAGGGGAAAGUGAAAUUCAUUCUGAGCUCCAUGACGAAGAUGCUGUUGCUAUUUAGCUUUCUCUACAUGUUUGUGUGCUCUCUCGACGUCCUCAGUGCAGCUUUCCAACUUGCUGGAGGCAAGGUGGCUGGCGACAUUUUUAAAGACAACGCAAUCUUGUCUAAUCCAGUCGCCGGGCUCGUGGUGGGCAUUUUGGUCACUGUCUUGGUGCAAAGCUCAAGUACAUCGACCUCCAUCAUUGUCAGCAUGGUGUCGUCUGGACUACUGGGAGUGCGUUCAGCAAUUCCUAUCAUCAUGGGAUCUAAUAUUGGAACCUCAGUAACCAACACUAUUGUAGCCCUAAUGCAAGCUGGAGACAGAAAUGAAUUCAAACGGGCAUUCGCAGGUGCCACUGUCCAUGAUUGCUUCAAUUGGCUUUCUGUGUUGGUGCUGCUGCCAAUUGAGGUAGCCAGUGGCUUCUUAUAUCGUCUCACUAAAGUUGUGGUGGGCAGCUUCAAAAUCCAGACAGGGAAGGACGCCCCAAACUUGCUUGGAAUCAUUACAGACCCAUUCACCGACCACAUUAUACAGCUUGAUAAAUCCGUCAUCACUGCAAUAGCGAUUGGGGAUGAAAGUUUUCGAAACAAGAGUCUCGUGAAGAUUUGGUGCAUCAAAAGGACUGUACAACUACAGGACAACAUCACCGUGGACAGUCUGGAGAAGUGUACUGCACUGGAAUCAUGCUGGCAAGACAAGAAUUCCACCUGGACUUUAGUCAACAGAACUUACGAAGAAAACUUUGAGAAAUGUAACCAUUUGUUUGUAAACUCUACUAUGUCUGAUCUAGUGGUGGGCCUGAUCCUAUUGGCUGGUUCACUAGUGGUUCUCUGCACAUGCCUGGUCCUAAUAGUCAAGCUGCUGAAUGCUAUGCUGAGGGGACAAGUUGCUAAAGCCAUUAAAAACGUCAUUAACACUGAUUUCCCAUAUCCAUUUGGUUGGUUGGCAGGCUAUCUUGCCAUGAUGGUGGGAGCUGGCAUUACGUUCGUGGUCCAAAGCAGCUCAGUAUUUACUUCAGCCAUUACUCCCCUCAUUGGUAUUGGAGUGAUCAGUAUUGAACGUGCCUACCCUUUGACCCUGGGAUCCAACAUUGGCACUACCACUACUGCAGUCUUGGCAGCUUUGGCCAGUCCAGGUGACAUGUUACCAAGUGCUUUCCAGAUCGCCCUUUCCCAUUUCUUUUUCAACAUCGCUGGGAUUAUACUGUGGUACCCACUCCCAAUCACCCGUUUCCCUAUCCGCAUGGCAAAGACCCUGGGUGAACAAACUGCCAAGUAUCGCUGGUUUGCUGUCUUAUAUCUGAUCAUCUGCUUCCUCCUGCUCCCUUCACUGAUCUUUGGCCUCUCCAUGGCUGGUUGGCAGGUCCUUAUAGGAGUGGGUGCCCCCUUUGUGGGCAUCCUCGUCUUCAUAGGCAUCGUCAACGUAUUGCAAACGCGCAGGCCCGGCUACCUGCCCAAGAAACUCCAGUCUUGGGACUUCCUCCCGAUCUGGAUGCACUCCCUGAAGCCAAUGGAUCGGGUCGUAACCAACGCUGCCCUCUGCUGUACAGACCACUGCGUUUGUGCCGACAAAACAGAGAGCCAGGAGGGCGUGAGCUGCAGCGAGAAGUCUCCACAGCUGAAGAUGAAGGCUGCCUGCGACAGCCCCCCCAUCACCUACUCAGAGGAACCUUCGGUCGACACCUCCUCUCCCAUUUUGAACAGGUUGCCCGUGCUGGACAUCACACAGCUGUAAGACCCUGGUUGAGGCUUCCUCUUGGAUCCUUGACAUCUCUUCCAAGAUUGCAGAGUUCUUCCUUCUUGCCGUCCCCCCCCCCCCCCCCCCCCCGCCCCCACUCCCCGGCUGACCUUUGCCCCUCCCACCACCUCGAAACCCUCCCGUUCAGUCCCCACGUUCCGUGACCUGGACAGUGCAAUUCUGCUCCUUGAGCGGAUUUGGGCACCAUUGUAUCUUCUGCAGUUGGAUGGAGUGAAGAGAUGUUUCUGAGGGAGACACCUGCUAUACUACUUAAAUGAUUCUUACUGGAAUAUAUCCUGACAGUCUCCCCCACCCUACAGCCAACUGAGCGGGUGUUAGAUCCUUUUGAAGUUGAAUGGGGUAAAAACGCUGGAUAAAGGAAUGUAGUGUGACACCACUGAUUAUCCAUCCACUUGUGUCUGUAACUCUGGUUGGUCACAAUUCUGAAGGUUUCAUUCGAUGAACUCCUGUCCCAACCAUUUCCACAUAUUCUCGCCCUGCCUUUUAUACUCGAUCACAUCUAAAAUCUUUUAGCCUGAUUUAAAAAAAAAAUAAGAGAAUUAAAGAAAAAGGGCAUGAUUCAGUUAGCCUUUCCAUCCUGGGUUGCUCCACGAAUUGUCCACUAGCUUAAUCUUUAAUUGCAGAACAAUCUUGGAAGUUGGUGCGUUUAAUAUUAGAAAGCAGCAAAGCAGUAAUAUUGAUUGCAGUAAGUAGGAAUUCUACAUCUUAAUGCCUUAAUAUUCGAUUUCAAAGCUGUGAAGAGACAAGGCUAUUGAAGAUCACGUGCCAAUAUCAGUUGCCAGAUGCACUCAGGUCACAUCACUCUGCUAGAAGAAGAUAACUAGGCUUUAUCUGCAAACCUAUCUCCACGACACAUUGUGGCCUUAUCAGUCACUCCCACGUUCUUCAAGUACAUUACGGGGUGGGGGGAAGUGGGUAGUGGUGGGCUGUGAAAACUCCCUCUUCCACAUUCAUGGUCCACAGUAUUUGCGAGCCGUGAUGAAUAACCAUUCUUAUCUUCCAUGGUUUGUCCCGACUUUAUUUGAUUAGCUCGAUACCCCAGAAACGUCCCAUAGAAAGACGUCUGGGGAAUCGUUCAGAUUUGAAGUUGGAACCGGCCUUCACCUGAACUCUUCAGUUCCCCUGUUGCAAUCUCAGCAAACGAAAGCCCAGUAAUGUCGCAGCACAGUACUUGAGUAUGACUGAAAGAAAAGACAGACUUUGUUGAAGCAUUCGUCUUUCACUCAUCAGGACAAUAAAUACCAGUGCAAAAUAAAAAUGAUAUUUUUGUAUUGUA
Messenger RNA from Chiloscyllium plagiosum (whitespotted bambooshark), 3509 nucleotides. The record is from RefSeq and is a predicted model, not a curated record. NCBI's taxonomy places the organism in Eukaryota, Metazoa, Chordata, Chondrichthyes, Orectolobiformes, Hemiscylliidae.